Suillus subalutaceus is the source of this 1041-nucleotide messenger RNA. RefSeq lists its product as uncharacterized. The record is from RefSeq and is a predicted model, not a curated record. The transcript is spliced from 2 exons. NCBI's taxonomy places the organism in Eukaryota, Fungi, Basidiomycota, Agaricomycetes, Boletales, Suillaceae. The coding region runs from base 1 to 1041 and encodes 346 amino acids.
AUGAACACGCCAGUAGAUUCCUUUGGCAUGCCUUUGCGCACCUGCAGCGCUGCUCCACGUUUUGGAGGUGACUACACCCAACUGGUCAACUUCCUGGAGUCAGUAGAACGACUCGCGCAACCACUUGGGCUGUCAGAUAAGGACAUUAUCAAGUAUGCCUUGAAGUAUUCUGCGCCUAAUGAGAGAGAGGUGUUCCAGUGCUAUGAAGGUAACAACACCUAUGAAGAUUUUGCUAACUUCGCCUUGUUCAUGUAUCCAGAAUGCGCAAUUAAGCGCUACACGCGCCCUACUAGCGCGAUUUCCGCUAUUCCGCUUCCGCCCCUUGAAGCGUCCCCUGAAGCGCCACCUGUAGGUGCGCCUCAGCAACCAGAACGCGCCCAAGAUCAGCUAGUAGCAGCAGCUAUGGCGCCAAUAUGCGAAAUACGCGAAACCCUUCCCCUUCCGCCUACUCCAACAUUGCCUAUCAUUGAAAUCGCGUUCGCACCAGCACACAUCGAGGCGCCUAUUGUAGGCGAACCUACAGAGCAUCAGAGCGACACAGAAGAUCAGUUGGACGAAGUGGUUUCACCCCAGCUCGACAUAUGUGAACCUACCGCUAUCGCGAACGUGCCAAAUGCGCUACCAGAUGAGAUCACGCCAUCCAUCAUCAGCAAUGACCUUCAACCCCAAUCGCAUUUUAGCGCGCCUAUUCAGGAGCAUUCUGCAGUGACAGAGCUCCAAAAUGCGCCUCAUUUCAAACCACACGACUUCCACUUGCCAGUCAAACACCCAUGUAUCAAGUCACCCCCCACCCACCAAGUAGAACAUGUCUCAGGCGACCCUGACACGCCUCCAGUGCACCCUAUGGCGCCUGAGGUUGCACAUGUCACGCACUUUGAGGCACUGUAUAUUCAACCUUCGCUCAUUUCGCCUUUUUCGCUUAUUUCGCGUUUUUCACUCUCAUUGAGUUUUUCAUCAGUUGCUAAUGCUUCGCCUUUGCCUUCAUUUAAGCUACCAUCAUUCCCUCACUCAGGCGCCACAGUCGCGCGCCUCACGCCUUAA